AUGCACAAUUUCACGCAUCCCUUAGUCGGAGCUGGAGCCUCAAAGGAAAAAGUCCUUGAAAGUCUUGGCGACUCUGAGAAACUGGCGUCUGUGAGAGCAGGCCAACUUGGCCAACCAAAAAUACCGUGUCACCUACCCUCACAACCUAUAACGGCCUUUAUCCGCCUGUCUGCUAGUCCUGAUGCCGGUCUACCGGCAGUACGUGAUCUAAAUUCAGACUCGAAUUCGGCCGGAUACCCCGCCCUGAUGGACAUGCAAAAGAGAAGACUAAUACAAAAGCGCACAUCUCCGGUUAGCCAAGAUUUAGAGAUCUGUCAUGGACACUUCUUAGAAGUGUCUGUAUCUCGUCGGCUCAAGUCGAAUACAGGCGUACCCAAAGAUACACAUGAAGCCGAAGUACUUUUACUUUGCCUAGAUCUAGACUACGUAAUUAUAUGGACAUACUAG
This is a messenger RNA of Protopolystoma xenopodis, 447 nucleotides long. Lineage: Eukaryota; Metazoa; Platyhelminthes; Monogenea; Polystomatidea; Polystomatidae. The record is from the annotation of a GenBank genome assembly.